UGAUUUUAAAAGAAUUCUAAAUUUUUGUUACACAAAACUAACACAAAGUAAUCCAAAUUCUAAACAAACAUCAACAAUUUAUAUAUGCAUAAAUAGAUAUUUUUAUAUAGAUAUUUUAUAUUUAUAUUACUAUUUCACAAGCCAAAAUGAGUAAAUCCCCUGUAGGGAAGGUGCAAAAAACAAAAACAACGAAUGAACCAAGCCAGGAUACAGAAGUUCCAGGGAAAACUGUUUCAGAGAGACGUCCUCAAAAACCAAGAUCUGCAGAAUAUAAAGGAAAAGUUCCAUCAGAUACACCAAAGACACCAAAAACGCCACCAGGAAAAAUUCCAUCAGAUAUACUAAAGACACCAAAAACACCACCAGAAAAAGUUCCAUCAGAUACACCAAAGAUACCAAAAACACCACAAGAAAAAACCCUUUCAGAGCCACGUUAUCCCAAACCAAGACCUAUAUCUAAAGAAAAGGUGGCUUCGGGUACACCAAAGACCCCAAAAUCACAAGGAAAAUCUGUUUUACAGACUCGAUCUCCAAGACCAAGACCUCCAUCUGCAGAAAAAGUGGCUUCAGAUACACCAAAACCAAAAGGAUAUAUACCUGUAAAUGAUUUGGAAGAGUGGCAUUCAGAUGCAGAACAACCAGUUUCAGAGCCACAUUAUUCAACAGAAAAACCUAAAUCUCCAGAAAAAGUUCCAUCAGACGCACCAAAGACACCAAAACCACAGCAAGGAUUGGUGGAAAACACUGAGCAACCCUUUUUGCCAACUUCUACAGAUAAACCAAUUUCUCCUGAAGAUGACCAAUCUAAAAAAGGAAAAGAAUCAAAAGACAAACUGGCACUAAAGAAAAGCAAAUCCCCUUCACCAAAAAAAUUACUCCUUGAAGAAUGUCCUACAGGAGAUGGUCCAAUAGGCAGUUUGCAUACUGAAUUUAUGUACUACUCUUCCGUUCUAAAAGAGGUCACACCUACGCUUACUAAUUUUGCAACAAAGCAAAGGAUAUUCGAGUGGAUUGAUAAACUUUACCAAGCGGCAUAUUUCACAUCGCCCCUGAUAUUGAAAAGAAAUCUGUAUCUUGUUCAAUUAGUAUUGACAUCUAUUAACAAUGAAUUGUACGGUGUAUUUGUACAUUCUCCGCCACCUCCGGAAGCCGCUUUGCCACCCGUGGAUGCAUGGUGCCCAGGGAAAAUACCUACAGCAAGAUGGGAAAAAAUCACAUUUUGGGAUGAUCUUUUCACCGCCGCAACUGAAGAAAUUUAUGACAGUGAAUCCUAUAUCUUAAAAUGUUAUUAUCACGGUAAUGAAUGCAAUGGGAACAAUGAUGAACCACCAAAUGAAAAAGCAGCUGGGGAACUCCUUGACCAAGAAUUUAAAUUUUUUCUCUACAUCAUCCAACCUUACUUGACAUUUAUUACAGAUCCAAGGAUAAAACUGAAUGUUGCUUUAUGGCUUCAGCAUUUAUCAAGAAUUCAGACUUGUUCUUGUACUGUAAUGAAAGGAAUUAGGAAUGAUUACAUGCAAGCGCUAAUUGGAUAUGUACAGGAUAUUAGAUUGGUUGGUCCAUUUCAAAAUCUUCCCGAAGAAGAUGUCCUUAUACCUCUAGCUGAAGCUGCUGAAAAACUAACUGAAAAUGCAAAACCAAUAGGAACUCCUUUGGGAAGGGAAGCAGAUAAUUUUCUGUCAAUGCAGCCUCAGCCAAAAAAUGGGGCUUUUUGCUAUGUUGCAGUUAGUGGUCAAUUACAACAAAUGGAUUAUCCAACUGCACCAGAAAAUAAAGAUAGUAAACUGGAAACCCAAAAGAAACUAUCAACUGCUUUUUAAUAAUGUUUUUAUCGUAAAAGUAAAAUUUUGAUAUAAAUACUUUUUUAAACUA
Molecule: messenger RNA, 1872 nt
Organism: Cimex lectularius (bed bug)
Lineage: Eukaryota; Metazoa; Arthropoda; Insecta; Hemiptera; Cimicidae
Product: cell surface glycoprotein 1-like
Exons: 21
Coding region: 147-1820 (557 amino acids)
Source: RefSeq, a predicted model, not a curated record